Messenger RNA from Cavia porcellus (domestic guinea pig), 7444 nucleotides. RefSeq names its product timeless circadian regulator (gene Timeless). Bases 203 to 3817 code for a protein of 1204 amino acids. NCBI's taxonomy places the organism in Eukaryota, Metazoa, Chordata, Mammalia, Rodentia, Caviidae. Gene Ontology annotation, biological process: replication fork arrest; DNA replication checkpoint signaling; DNA repair. Gene Ontology annotation, molecular function: DNA binding. The transcript is spliced from 31 exons. Gene Ontology annotation, cellular component: replication fork protection complex. The record is from RefSeq and is a predicted model, not a curated record.
AGAACAGGCGGUAGUGGUCUCGCCUAGCCUGUGGCGGGAAAGGUUGCAGAGCUGCGCCUGAGGGCUGCUGGCUCCGUGGGGCUCCGGAGGAUCCCCGGGGAGUGGUACUGGAGAUUGAACCCUGGACAUCACAUGUGCUAGGCCUCAUCAUUUUGUCUCGACUGUCUCUGUCUUCUUUUUCUGCUGGCUGGUCCUCUGGUGUAUGGACUUAUACAUGAUGAACUGUGAACUUCUAGCCACAUGUAGUGCCCUUGGGUACUUGGAGGGUGAUGCUUACCACAAGGAACCAGAUUGCUUAGAGAGUGUGAAGGAUUUGAUCCGCUACUUGAGGUAUGAGGAUGAGACUCGAGAUGUGCGGCAGCAGCUGGGGGCUGCCCAGAUCCUGCAGAAUGACCUUCUACCCAUCCUUGCCCAGCACCGCCAGGACAAGCCUCUCUUUGAUGCUGUCAUCAGACUGAUGGUGAACCUGACACAACCAGCCUUGCUGUGUUUUGGCAGUGUACCUAAGGAACCCAGCAUGCGGCACCACUUUCUACAGGUGCUCACUUACCUGCAGGCCUACAAGGAGGCCUUUGCCAGUGAGAAGACUUUUGGGGUCCUCAGUGAAACCUUGUAUGAAUUGCUGCAGCUGGGCUGGGAAGAACGGCAGGAGGAAGACAAUCUGCUGAUUGAGCGGAUCCUGCUACUGGUCAGAAACAUUCUGCAUGUUCCAGCUGACCUUGACCAGGAGAAGAGGAUAGAUGAUGAUGCCAGUGUCCAUGACCAGCUUCUCUGGGCAAUUCACCUCAGUGGCCUGGAUGACCUGCUCCUCUUCCUGGCCAGCUCUCCUGCCGAGCAGCAGUGGAGCCUACACGUGCUAGAAAUUAUCUCUCUUAUGUUUCGUGACCAGAACCCCGAGCAGCUGGCAAGAGUAGGGCAGGGACGCUUAGCUCAGGAGCGGAGUGCGGAUGUGGCAGAACUGGAAAUGCUACGCCAGCGAGAGAUGGCGGAAAAGAAGGCGCGAGCCCUCCAGCGAGGCAACAGACAUUCUCGAUUUGGGGGCUCCUACAUUGUUCAAGGUUUGAAAUCCAUAGGGGAAAGGGACCUCAUCUUUCACAAAGGCCUUCACAAUCUCCAAAACUACAGUUCAGAUUUAGGAAAGCAGCCCCGCAGGAUACCUAAACGCCACCAGGCCGCUCAGGAGCUGUCCACGCAGCGCCGCUCUGCCCUCAAUGUGAGACUUUUCCUCAGGGACUUCUGCUCUGAGUUCCUGGAGAACUGUUACAACCGGCUUAUGGGUGCAGUGAAGGAUCACCUGCUUCGUGAGAAAGCUCAGGAACAUGAUGAGACCUACUAUAUGUGGGCCUUGGCUUUCUUCAUGGCUUUCAACAGAGCUGCCUCCUUCCGGCCAGGCUUGGUUUCUGAGACACUCAGUGUCCGUUCCUUCCACUUCAUUGAGAAGAACCUCACCAACUACUAUGAGAUGAUGCUAACAGAUCGCAAGGAAGCCAGAUCCUGGGCAUGCCGGAUGCACCUGGCACUAAAGGCCUAUCAGGAGUUGCUGGCCACCGUGAAUGAGAUGGACAUGUCCCCAGAUGAGGCUGUGCGGGAGAGCAGCCGCAUCAUCAAGAACAAUAUUUUCUAUAUGAUGGAGUACCGAGAACUAUUCCUGACACUCUUCCGAAAGUUUGAUGAGAGAUGCCAGCCUCGCUCUUUCCUUCGUGACCUGGUGGAAACCACCCACCUCUUCCUCAAGAUGUUGGAGCGAUUCUGUCGGAGCCGAGGGAACCUGAUGGUCCAGAACAAACGGAAGAAGAGGAAGAAGAAGAAAAAGAAGGUUUCUGACCAGACUGUGGCUUCUGGUAAUGUCUCAUACAGUGCAGAGGAGCUGGAGGCCUUGUGGCAAGGGCUGGCUGAGCAAUUGCAAUGCUGUACCCAGGAUCCUGAGCUCAGUGUAGACUCCAUGGUUCCCUUUGAUGCUGCCUCAGAAAUCCCAGUAGAAGAACAGCGGGUGGAAGCCAUGGUGAGGAUCCAAGACUGUCUCCUGGCCGGCCGGGCUUCACAGGCUCUGAGCCUCCUGAGAUCUGCUCGGGAGGUGUGGCCAGAAGGAGAUGUGUUUGGCUUUCCAAACAUUUCCCCUGAGGAAGAGAUGCAGUUGCUGAAACAGAUCCUCUCUGCUCCCCUUCCUCGGCAGCAGGAAACAGAGGAAGGAGAUAGAGAAGAGGAGGAGGAAGAAGAGGAAGAAGAAGAGAAAGAAGAGGAGUUGCAAGUUGUGCAGGUGUCAGAGAAAGAGUUUAACUUUCUGGACUACCUGAAACGCUUUGCAUGCUCGACCAUUGUGCGAGCCUACGUGCUGCUGCUACGGAGUUACCAGCAGAACAGCGCUCAUACUAACCACUGUGUGGUCAAGAUGCUACACCGGCUAGCCCACGACCUCAAAAUGGAAGCCCUACUUUUCCAGCUCUCGGUCUUCUUCCUUUUUAAUCGUCUGUUUAGUGACCCUGCUGCUGGAGCCUACAAAGAGCUUGUGACUUUCGCCAAAUACAUCCUCUCCAAGUUCUUUGCAUUGGCCACAGUCAAUGAAAAAGCCUUUGUGGAGCUGCUGUUCUGGAAGAACACAGCUGUGGUUCGAGAGAUGACUGAGGGCUACGGCACCCUGGAUGGCAGGUCUUCCAGUUGCAGAGCUGCUGCUUGGGGCCCGGAGGAGGAGGCUCAGCUUCGGGAACUGUACCUCACUCAUAAGGAUGUGGAAGGUCAAGAUGUGGUGGAAGCCAUCCUAGCCCAUCUGAAUACUGCUCGGACACGCAGGCAGGUCAUCCACCAUUUGGUACGGCUGGGACUGGCUAACAGUGUCAAGGACUUCCAAAGGAAAGGGACCCAUAUUGUAUUGUGGACAGAAGACCAGGAGCAGGAACUUCAGCGGCUUUUUGAGGAGUUCCAGGACUCAGAUGAUGUCCUUGGUCAUAUCAUGAAGAAUAUCACAGCGAAACGCUCAAGGGCUCGAAUCGUGGAUAAAUUGCUUGCCCUGGGGCUGGUAGCUGAGCGGCGGGAGCUGUACAAGAAACGGAAGAAAAAGCUGGCACCCUCUAGCACGCCUGAUGGGGAAGACUCCCCGAAAGAUUUUCAGCAAGAUCUGGAAGAUGAGGAAGACUUACCAGAAGAAGAGAGUGAAGAGGAGGAUGAAAAAGAUGAGUUCUUGGAAGGAGAACAAGCCCACGGUCACUGCGUUCUCUCAGCUGCAAGCCUUGGUCAAGACCUACGUCAGGAAGGCUUUUCUGUGCCACUGCUGUGGCUCCAGAACUGCCUGCUUCGAGCAGCGGAUGAUCGGGAAGAGGAUGGCUGCUCCCAGGCAGUUCCACUGGUGCCACUGACAGAAGAAAAUGAGGAAGCAAUGGAAAACGAACAGUUUCAGCAGCUGCUGCGCAAGCUAGGGAUUCGGCCCCCAGCCUCUGUGCAGGAAACCUUCUGGCGAAUCCCAGCCAAGUUGAGCCCCACCCAGCUACGCAGAGUGGCAGCUUCCUUGAGUCAGUCAAAGGAGGAAGAAGAGAAGCUGCAGCCAGAGUUAAGGCUGAGCAUCAAUGGAGAGCAAGGCCCUAGUGAGGAGGACCAGCAGGAGAACUUCUUGUUAGCUCAUAAAAAGAAAGCAGGACUAGAGUCCAUGGAGGAGGAGGGAGCUGCUGGUGGGAAAGAGCAUCUGAAGGUGGUGCCCAAGAAGCGGCAGCUGCUGGACAGUGAUGAAGAAGAGGAGGGAGAUGAGGGCAGAAGCAAAGUGCCAGAACUACAGGCUCCAGUAAUCCCAAAGAAGAAGCGGUAUCAGAUUGAAGACGAGGAUGAAUGACUGAAGAGCCACAGGCCUAGGCACAGAGAUAGACUUGAUUUUAGAAGACACAGAAAACUGUUCUUUCUUCAAGAAUCUUGUUGCCAGGUAUGAUGAUGCACACCUAUAAUCCCAGCACUUGAGACGCUGAAGCAGGAGGAUCACUGUGAGUUUGAGGCCAGCCUGAACAACAAAGUGAGACACUGUUUCCAAAAAUAAAUCUUGAGCUUUUAUGGAAGCUUCAUUACAUAAGCAUGGCUGUUGGAGUCUGUUCCUAGAGCCUCAGUCCCCCAAACGGGUGCACAGCAAAGGCCCAAAGGAAUGAGACAAGCGGCACAAUCUUUAGGGUUACAGGAGGACUGAAGUCCUCGGCAGAGCUUGAAACUCUGCUAGCUGACCAGCCGAUUGACACUAGGCAGCCCGUAUUUAAUCAGAACAAGCAAGUUGUUGCGUGGACAAUGGAGGAAACCUGAACAGGAUCUUGGGAGGAGUUCAAGGACCCCUCAGAGCAACAGAUGAUGCCAAUUUAGGAAAACUAUCCAGCCGAGGCCCCCUGAGUUGUCUCCUUGUUCUCAGUUCAACCAUGCCUGGGUCACACCACAGCCCUGUACAUGUGUGUAUUCAGCUUCAAUGCUCUCCAACACAUGACUAAUUAAAUCACUGACUGUUGGUUUAUCGAUUCAAACGUAAUCCCCUCUUCCUGUUUGGUUUAGGGCUUUGUACAUCCUUGAGCUGUCAAAGGUGGAGAUGGGACUGAAAAUUCCAAUUUUAUGAUCAUAUGGUUGCUUCCUGUGAUCAACCAGGCCCCAUCCUGAGUCUCCAUACGGGUUUCCAGUCAUAAGUCAUUCAUUAGCACUUGCAUCAUUCCAGGGACAGGUUAUAUACAAAGUAUGAUUGAAAAAUACUUUUACAUUUAAAUUUUUUUAAAAUGUAGUAAAAUACACAUUAUCAUUAAUCCCCCUCAAAAAUAGUCCUUUUAUUUUCAUCCAAUUAUUCUUACCACUUUUGGUGGGGGAGUUUGUUUUGUUUUGUUUUUGAGACACAAUUUUGCUGUGUAGUUCAGGCUGGUUUUGAACUCGCUCUGUAGACCAUGCUAGCGAUCCUCCUGCCUCAACCUCCCAAGUGUUGGAAUGACAGGUGUGCACCUCUAUACUCAGCUUUGCAUUAAGGUUUAUAGUGUACGUGUUACCAGUCUACUUUUAGGUGAUGUUUAAUGCUGCUUUAUGUAAGAGCACAGUGUGAGAAGUUCACCCGUAUACUUCUUUCCUUUGCCAGCAUUGUGCUGUUAACACAUUCUUGCGCUUACACAUUCUGUGCCCUACAUUGGAUUAUUUUGGCCUUAACUAGCCUAUUUCCUCUCUUUAUUUUUUUAUUUUUAUUUUAUUUUUACUUUUUGUGCCAGAAAUCAAGCUCAGGACCUUGCACUUGCCACGCAGACAUAUUAUGCCACUGAGCUGUAUCCCCAACCCAUCUUAUUACCUCUUUAAAACAGCAGCAACAACAAAAACCCACAUACAUACUUGUCCAAGUAAUUACCAUUUUUGUAUGUAUGUUCUUCAUUCUUUAGUAUACAUAUUUCCACUAGAAAUCAUUUUUUUCUACCUAAAGGCUUCCACUAACAUUUCUUACAGUGUAAGUCUGCUGGUGAUAGAUUCUUUUAGAUUUUGAAUGUUUUGGGGAUUUUUUGUUUUUUUGGUAGAAUUCAUUGUUUUAAAAAUGUACCAUAGGGGCUGGGGAUUUAGCUCAGCGGCAUAAGUACCUGCCUUGCAAGCAGGCAGUCAUGAGUUCAGUCCCCGGUACCGAUAAAAAAAUAUGAAAAAAAUGUACCAUAGCUGGGCAUAGUAGCACACACCUGUAAUCCCAGCACUCAGGAGGCUGAGGCAGAAAAGAUUGCCUGAGUUUGAGACCACCCUGAAUUACCUAGCAAGACCCUGUCUUAACACAACCAGUGGUGGAGGACAGCAUUUUUAAAAAAUGUACAAUUUUCCAAUACUUAGGAGACUGAGGCAAGAGGCCAGCCUAAUGUACAUAAUAAGCAGGAGACCACCCUGAACUACAUAGUGAAACUAUCUCAAAAAACAAAAGUAGUGGGGCUGGGGGUUUAGCUCAGUGGCAUAAGCACCUGCCUUGUAAGCAGGCGGUUAUGAGUUUGAUCCCGGUACCAUUAUCAAAAAUCAAAAGUAGCUUGCUAAAUGUGGAUGUGCUUUCAAUCCUAGCCACACAGGAGGCUGAACAGGGAUCUCAAAUUCAAGGUCAUUCUGGGAAAUUUAGCAAAACUCGCUCAAAAAAAGAGAAUUAGUGAUGUAGCUCAAUAUUCCUUGGAAUUAGUUCCCAGUACUAGGAAAAAAAGUCUCAAGAGAUGGGUGUGGCAGCAUACAACUCUUAACUGGGGAAGCUGAGGUAAGGUAAGAAGGAGGUCAUGAGUUCAGUUCCUGAUACCAGCAACAAAAAUAAUGAACAAAAGAGAAUCUGUAGAUUCAAGGCCAACCUGGACUAUGUAGUAAGAUCCUGUCUCAGACAACAAGGAACUGUACAAUCCAGUGCCUCUGAGUAUAUUCACGGUGUGCAACCAUCACUACUCUCUAGUUUCAGAACAUUUUCAUUCCCCAAAAAGAAACCCUAUACUUAACCAUGUUGAAAAAUCCUUUAUCUUACCAAGCGCUGUGGCUCAUUCCUCUGAUCCCAGCACUUUGGGAGGCUAAGGCAGGAGAUCACAAGUUCAAGCCCAGCCUAUAUAACUUAGCAAUUUAGUAAGACUUGUUUUAAAAGAUAAAAAGGACACAUAGCCUGGUAUGACGGUUUUGGGUUGACUCCCCCUAUAUCAAAGGAAGAAAGAAAAGAAAUUGAUUUGUUACUUGCUUUCUAGAUUUGUUUUGGUUUCUUUAAUACCAUGCAUGUAGCCAUUGAUUCUCCAUAUGCUGAAAUCUUUUGGAACAGAGGUUGGUGUUCCAAGAAAGGAGUUGAUUCCCUCCCUUUUAUAUUCUACCACCUUGCUGGUCUGUAAGACCAGCUAUUCAGGAGACUGAGGCAGCAGGAUUGAAAGUCUGAGCAAUUUCAAAUUAAAUUUAAAAAUGGGCUGAGGCUUGCUAUAGUAUAUCAAGGUAUACUCAAAUAUUUCAAGGAAAGAGACACUAUGGUAGCUACUGUUAUGUCGGAUUGUCUUGUGGUGAAACACUAUGUUGCUUAAAUUGUUCUGUUCUGACCUGUGUUGUUAUGUCCUCUUUUAUCUUAAUCUUUUUUUUAAAUUUAAAAAAAAAAAAAAAAGGGCUGAGGCCAGGCAUGGUGGCACUUGCUUGUAAUCCCAGCACUGAGGAGGCUGAGGCAGGAUCAUCAUCUUGAGUUUGAGCCUCGCUUGGGCUACAUAGUGAGACCCUGUCUCAAAAACGACCCAAAAAAAGGCCAGAGAUUUAGCUCAGAGGCAUAAGCAUCUGCCUGGCAAAUGCAAGGUUCUGAGUUCAAUUCCUGAUACAAAAAAGAAAGAAAAAAAAAAAUCAACUCCCCAUAGAGGAGGGGAAGGUGGCUAGGAAUGUAGGUCAGUGAAAAGUUCUGGGUUCAGUCCCUGUGCUAGGGGAAAAAAAUUCACCAUGUAAAAUUGUGUUUCAAAGAAAUUUGUUUUAGGUGCUGCUGAGAUUAAAAGAAUAUAUUGCA